Molecule: messenger RNA, 786 nt
Organism: Arachis duranensis
Lineage: Eukaryota; Viridiplantae; Streptophyta; Magnoliopsida; Fabales; Fabaceae
Exons: 3
Coding region: 1-786 (261 amino acids)
Biological process (GO): DNA integration
Molecular function (GO): nucleic acid binding
Source: RefSeq, a predicted model, not a curated record
AUGUGUGAUGCAUCUGAUUAUGCAAUAGGGGCAGUGUUAGGACAGAGGAAAGAUGGCUUAGUCCAUGUGAUAGACUAUGCCAGCAAGGUCCUUAAUGAUGCUCAAAGAAAUUAUACCACAACCGAACAGGAACUGCUGGCAAUAGUCUUCGCAUUUGACAAGUUUAGAUCAUACCUCAUUGGUGCAAAAUUGAUGAUAGUUCACAAGGCUCCAUGGUUUGCAGACAUAGCCAACUUCAAGUGUUCAGAUGGUGUCCUCAGAAGAUGUGUUUCGGAAGAAGAAGGACGAGGGGUGCUAUGGAAUUGCCACAACUCAAGAUAUGGAGGCCACUUUGGAGGGGACAGAACUGCAGCAAAGGUUCUACAAAGUGGGUUCUUUUGGCCAACCCUUUUCAAGGACGCCAAAGAACUGGUAAAAAGCUACAAUGAAUGCCAAAGAACGGGAAACUUGCCCAAAAGAAAUGCCAUGCCACAAAAUUUCAUCCUAGAGCUGGAACUGUUUGAUGUCUGGGGAAUAGAUUUCAUGGGGCCAUUUCCAACUUCAUAUGCAAACAAGUACAUCUUAGUAGCUAUGGAUUAUGUCUCCAAGUGGGUGGAGGCCAUUGCAACUCCAACGAAUGAUAACAAGGUGGUUAUGAACUUCCUCAGGAAGAAUAUCUUUAGCCGGUUUGGAGUCCCAAGAGCCCUCAUCAGUGAUGGAGGGAGCCAUUUUUGUAACAGACCAUUAGAGGCUCUUCUCCUACGAUACGGGGUAAAACACAAGGUAGCCACACCUUACCACCCCUAA